Molecule: messenger RNA, 531 nt
Organism: Morus notabilis
Lineage: Eukaryota; Viridiplantae; Streptophyta; Magnoliopsida; Rosales; Moraceae
Product: adenosine kinase 2
Exons: 5
Coding region: 1-531 (176 amino acids)
Biological process (GO): purine ribonucleoside salvage
Cellular component (GO): nucleus; cytosol
Molecular function (GO): adenosine kinase activity
Source: RefSeq, a predicted model, not a curated record
AUGGCGUACCAAGGAAUUCUGUUGGGGAUUGGAAAUCCACUUCUUGACAUCUCAGCAGUUGUCGAUAAAGAAUUCUUGCAAAAGUAUGACAUCAAGCUGAAUAAUGCCAUUCUUGCUGAGGAGAAACACGUGCCCAUGUACAUGGACUUUGCUUUCGGAAAUGAGACGGAAGCAAGAACCUUCUCGAGAGUUCAUGGCUGGGAGACUGAAAAUGUUGAGGAGAUAGCUCUAAAGAUUUCCCGAUGGCACAAAGCGUCAAGGACGCAGAAGAGGAUUACAGUUAUCACGCAGGGUCUGGAUUCUGUGGUCGUUGCUGAUGAUGACAAAGUGAAGAAAUUCCCAGUUCUAAAGUUGCCAAAAGAAAAGCUCGUUGAUACAAAUGGAGCUGGGGAUGCAUUUGUUGGAGGCUUUCUGUCACAGUUAGUUCAAGAGAGACCAAUUGAAGAUUGUGUCAGAGCCGGACGCUACGCAGCGAAUGUUGUAAUCCAACGGUCUGGCUGCUCCUUCCCGGAGAAACCCGAUUUCAAAUGA